UCUCCUUAUGUCUCAGUGUGUCUUAUAUUAUGUGGUGGAAUAUCAUGCCGUUGACCUUCACGUGUAAAGUGCUACCCACCCAUGAGAAAAGUGGGAGGCAGGUGAUCAGGUAAUAUUAGCCCUAUCCAGGUCACGGGAUCAGCGACGGUAUAAGAGGGUUUCGGCCGACUUGCGAGGGCAUUUUGAAAGCUGAAAAAAAGGUUCCUUCUCCCUACUCUUCUUCCUUGCUCCCCUCUCUCUUUUCUCUUCUUCUUCAAAUGUCUUCUCUAAAUAACCAGAUCAUCGUUGUUGGUGGAGGUUUGUCAGGUUUGGCAGCUGCUCACACCAUCUUGGAACAAGGUGGCAACGUCUUGCUUUUGGACAAAAAUCCUUUCUUUGGCGGAAACUCUACUAAAGCUACUUCUGGUAUCAACGGUGCUUUGACCCGCACUCAAGUCAAGUUGGGCAUCAAGGAUUCUGCAGAAAUCUUUUAUGAGGACUCUGCACGAUCAGCUCGUGACCUUUUGAGACCUGAAUUGGUUCAGGUUUUGACUGGCAAGAGUUCAUCUGCUGUUGAAUGGCUUCAGGAUAAAUUCCAGUUGGACCUUAGCUUGGUGUCUCGUCUUGGUGGUCACUCACAGCCUCGUACUCAUCGUGGCAAGGAACAGUUCCCUGGUAUGACUAUCACUUAUGCACUCAUGGAAGGAUUCGAGGAAGCCGCUGAAAAGAUGCCUGAACGUGCAAAGAUCAUCAAGCGAGCUAAUGUCCACAAGCUCAUCCAAGACGAUCAAAAGAAUGUUAUUGGUGUUGAAUAUACCUUGGUUGGCAAGGGCGCUGAUGGCAAGACUUACCAAGAGCAUGGUCCUGUUGUUUUGGCCACUGGCGGUUAUGCUGCUGAUUUCACUGACAACUCACUUCUCAAGCAAUACCGCCCAGAACUCUUUGAUCUUUCCACCACCAACGGUGAUCACUGCACAGGUGAUGGUAUCAAGAUGACCGCAGCUAUUGGUGGAAAGACCAUCGAUCUUGAAAAGGUUCAGGUUCACCCAACUGGUUUGGUCGAUCCUAACGAACCUGAUGCUAAGGUCAAGUUCUUGGCUGCCGAGGCUCUUCGUGGCUGUGGUGGUAUUCUUCUCAACGCCGAGGGUGAUCGUUUCUGCGACGAAUUAGGUCACCGUGAUUAUGUCACUGGUGAGAUGUGGAAGAACAAGUUCCCUAUUCGCCUGGUCCUUCACACUGCCGCUUCCAAGGAAAUCGAAUGGCACUGCAAGCAUUAUACUGGACGUGGUCUCAUGAAGCGUUUUGCUAACGGUCAAGAACUUGCAAAGGACAUGGGUAUCUCACCUGAGAAGCUCGAGAAGACUUUGGAAGAAUACAAUGCUAUUUGCAAUGGCAAGGCAAAGGACCCUUGGGGUAAAAAGUAUUUCCAUAACUUCCCCAUCAAGAUGACCGACUACUUCUACGUUGCCCAUAUGCAACCCGUUCUUCACUACACCAUGGGUGGUGUUGAGAUCUCACCAGAGUCUGAAGUCCAUGAUGCUUCUGGCAAAGCCAUUCCUGGUCUGUUUGCCGCUGGUGAAAUGUGCGGUGGUGUCCACGGUGCCAACCGUCUUGGUGGUUCUUCCUUGCUUGGAUGCGUCGUGUUUGGUCGUGUUGCUGGUGCAUCCGCUUCCAAGCACUUGUUCAGCCAUCUCGUCAACAACAGCAAUGCUGUUGCUCAACAACGUUUGGGUGCCAUUGCUCAGCACUUGAAUGGUGGUAUCGGUAUUAACAUCACCAUCAACCCUAACGAACCCAAGGUCAACUUUGAAAUUGCAUGGCCCGGUGCUGCUUCUUCUGGUCAACCCUCCGCUGCUGCUCCAUCACAAACAUCGGCAGUUGAGACCCCUGCUGAGGAACCCAAGAAGGAAGAUGCUCCCCAGAAGAUGGGCGAAUAUACUUUGGAAGAGGUGGCUAAGCACAACAAGCCUGAUGACUGCUGGGUGAUUGUGAACGGCCAAGUUCUCAACGUUACCGACUUCUUGCCCGACCACCCUGGUGGCAAGAAGGCCAUUCUUAUCUUCGCUGGUCGUGAUGCUACUGAUGAAUUCAAUAUGCUCCACAAGCCCGAUGUCGUUGAAAAGUACGCUCCUUAUGCUAUCAUUGGCACUUUGAAGAAGUAAUCGAUAAAUUGGCACCAUUAACAAGUAAUCCAAAUAUGAAAAAGAUGCAUUAUAUACUCCAAAAAUAACAUCGUUUGUAGACCAAGAAUUGAAAUGAUUAAAAAAAAAAAAUUGGCGCGUCUACAUGGCCUUUAGUUUAGCUGUGUUUUCCAACGAAUUUUUGCUUUUUACAAGCAAUAUAAAUAUCAUGGCCAUGAUUAAAAAUACCUUUUCAAAUAUUAUAGAA
This is a messenger RNA of Umbelopsis ramanniana AG, 2367 nucleotides long. RefSeq lists its product as uncharacterized. The transcript has 3 exons. Lineage: Eukaryota; Fungi; Mucoromycota; Umbelopsidomycetes; Umbelopsidales; Umbelopsidaceae. Gene Ontology annotation, molecular function: FMN binding; oxidoreductase activity; heme binding. Bases 258 to 2141 code for a protein of 627 amino acids. The record is from RefSeq and is a predicted model, not a curated record.